Nomascus leucogenys (northern white-cheeked gibbon) is the source of this 2782-nucleotide messenger RNA. RefSeq names its product toll like receptor 5 (gene TLR5). Gene Ontology annotation, molecular function: transmembrane signaling receptor activity; protein binding. The record is from RefSeq and is a predicted model, not a curated record. NCBI's taxonomy places the organism in Eukaryota, Metazoa, Chordata, Mammalia, Primates, Hylobatidae. Gene Ontology annotation, cellular component: membrane. Gene Ontology annotation, biological process: inflammatory response; immune response; toll-like receptor signaling pathway.
AUGGGACACCACCUGGACCUUCUCCUAGGAGUGGUGCUCGUGGCCAGUCCUGUGUUUGGAAUUCCUUCCUGCUCUUUUGAUGGCCGAGUAGCCUUUUACCGUUUCUGCAACCUCAUCCAGGUCCCCCAGGUCCUCAACACCACUGAGAGGCUCCUGCUGAGCUUCAACUAUAUCAGGACAGUCACUGCUUCAUCCUUCCCCUUUCUGGAACAGCUGCUGCUGCUGGAGCUCGGGAGCCAGUAUACCCCCUUGACUAUUGACAAGGAGGCUUUCAGAAACCUGCCCAACCUUAGAAUCUUGGACCUGGGAAAUAGUAAGAUAUACUUCUUGCAUCCAGAUGCUUUUCAGGGACUGUUCCAUCUGUUUGAACUUAGACUGUAUUUCUGUGGUUUCUCUGAUGCUGUGUUAAAAGAUGGUUAUUUCAGAAAUUUAAAGUCUUUAACUCGCUUGGAUCUAUCCAAAAAUCAGAUCCGUAGCCUUUACCUUCAUCCUUCAUUUGGGAAGUUGAAUUCCUUAAAGUCCAUAGAUUUUUCCUCCAACCAAAUAUUCCUUGUAUGUGAACAUGACCUCGAGCCCCUGCAAGGGAAAACGCUCUCCUUUUUUAGCCUCGCAGCUAAUAACUUGUAUAGCAGAGUCUCAGUGGACUGGGGAAAAUGUAUGAACCCAUUCAGAAACAUGGUGCUGGAGACGCUAGAUGUUUCUGGAAAUGGCUGGACAGUGGACAUCACAGGAAACUUUAGCAAUGCCAUCAGCAAAAGCCAGGCCUUCUCUUUGAUUCUUGCCCACCACAUCAUGGGUGCCGGGUUUGGCUUCCAUAACAUCAAAGAUCCUGACCAGAACACAUUUGCUGGCCUGGCCAGAAGUUCAGUGAGACGCCUGGAUCUUUCACAUGGGUUUAUCUUCUCCCUGAACUCGCGAGUCUUUGAGACACUCCAGGAUUUGAAGGUUCUGAACCUUGCCUACAACAAGAUAAAUAAGAUUGCAGAUAAAGCAUUUUACGGACUUGACAACCUCCAAGUUCUCAAUUUGUCGUAUAACCUUCUGGGGGAACUUUACACUGCGAAUUUCUAUGGACUACCUAAGGUAGCGUACAUUGAUUUGCAAAAGAAUCACAUCGGAAUAAUUCAAGACCAAACAUUCAAAUUCCUGGAAAAAUUACGGACUUUGGAUCUCCGAGACAAUGCUCUCACAACCAUUCAUUUUAUUCCGAGCAUACCUGACAUCUUCUUGAGUGGCAAUAAACUAGUGACUUUGCCAAAGAUCAACCUUACAGCCAACUUCAUCCACUUAUCAGAAAACAGGCUAGAAAAUCUAGAUAUUCUCUACUUUCUCCUACGGGUACCUCAUCUCCAGAUUCUCAUUUUAAAUCAAAAUCGCUUAUCCUCUUGUGGUGGAGAUCAAACCCCUUCAGAGAAUCCCAGCUUAGAACAGCUUUUCCUUGGAGAAAAUAUGUUGCAACUUGCCUGGGAAACUGCGCUCUGUUGGAAUGUUUUUGAGGGACUUUCUCAUCUUCAAGUUCUGUAUUUGGAUAAUAACUAUCUUAAUUCCCUUCCACCGGGAGUAUUUAGCCAUCUGACUGCAUUAAGGGGACUAAGCCUCAACUCCAACAGGCUGACAGUUCUUUCUCACAAUGAUUUACCUGCUAAUUUAGAGAUCCUGGACAUAUCCAGGAACCAGCUCCUAGCUCCCAAUCCUGAUGUAUUUGUAUCACUUAGUGUCUUGGAUAUAACUCAUAACAAGUUCAUUUGUGAAUGUGAACUUAGCACUUUUAUCAAUUGGCUUAAUCACACCAAUGUCACUAUAGCUGGGCCUCCUGCAGACAUAUAUUGUGUGUACCCUGACUCACUCUCUGGGGUUUCCCUCUUCUCUCUUUCCACGGAAGGUUGCGAUGAAGAGGAAGUCUUAAAGUCCCUAAAGUUCUCCCUUUUCAUUGUAUGCACUGUCACUCUGACUCUGUUCCUCAUGACCAUCCUCACAGUCACGAAGUUCCGGGGCUUCUGUUUUAUCUGUUAUAAGACAGCCCAGAGACUGGUGUUCAAGGACCAUCCCCAGGGCACAGAACCUGAUAUGCACAAAUAUGAUGCCUAUUUGUGCUUCAGCAGCAAAGACUUCGCGUGGGUGCAGAAUGCUUUGCUCAAACACCUGGACACUCAAUACAGUGACCAAAACAGAUUUAACCUGUGCUUUGAAGAAAGAGACUUUGUCCCAGGAGAAAACCACAUUGCCAAUAUCCAGGAUGCCAUCUGGAACAGUAGAAAGAUUGUUUGUCUUGUGAGCAGACACUUCCUUAGAGAUGGCUGGUGCCUUGAAGCCUUCAGUUAUGCCCAGGGCAGGUGCUUAUCUGACCUUAACAGUGCUCUCAUCAUGGUGGUGGUUGGGUCCUUGUCCCAGUAGCAGUUGAUGAAACAUCAAUCCAUCAGAGGCUUUGUACAGAAACAGCAGUACUUGAGGUGGCCUGAGGAUCUCCAGGAUGUUGGCUGGUUUCUUCAUAAACUCUCUCAACAGAUACUAAAGAAAGAAAAAGAAAAGAAGAAAGACAAUAACAUUCGGUUGCAAACUGUAGCAACCAUCUCCUAAUCAAAGGAGCAAUUUCCAACUUAUCUCAAGCCACAGAUAACUCUUCACUUUGUAUUUGCACCAAGUUACCAUUUUGGGGUCGUCUCCGCAGGUUUUUUUUCUUUUCGCUACUAUGAAAACAACAUAAAUCUCUCAAUUUUCAUAUCAACACCAUGUUCUGUCUCACUAACCUCCAAAUGGAAAAUAAUAGAUCUAGAAAAUUGCA